Molecule: messenger RNA, 4790 nt
Organism: Phlebotomus argentipes
Lineage: Eukaryota; Metazoa; Arthropoda; Insecta; Diptera; Psychodidae
Gene: Gyg
Product: glycogenin-1
Exons: 7
Coding region: 148-4473 (1441 amino acids)
Cellular component (GO): cytoplasm
Molecular function (GO): glycosyltransferase activity
Source: RefSeq, a predicted model, not a curated record
CAGAAUCGUUUCUGAGCGAGCUGAUCAAUUGAAAGAGUGUGGCUCAAUCGUCAAUUUGGCGGGUUGUUACACGCAAUUCGGCUGUUCUUGUUUUGUUGAGUCUUGAGAGUCUCUGUGAAUUGAGUGCCAAAAACAGACACACGAUAAAUGGCCAAUAUGCAAAUGAGUCGAGAUUUCGCGUGGGUGACUCUCGCCACCAAUGACUCGUACAGUUUGGGGGCGCUUGUGGUGGCGGCGUCACUCCGGAGGGCGGCCACGGCCCAUAAAAUCGCCGUGCUGAUCACGCCCGGCGUCUCGGCGGCCAUGCGAGCGAAGCUGAGCACAGUAUUUGAUGUGGUGAAGGAAGUAAACGUGCUGGACAGCAGAGACUCGGCCAAUCUCGCCCUCCUGGCCAGACCAGAACUCGGUGUCACCUUCACGAAGCUCCACUGCUGGAACCUCACGCAGUUCGACAAGUGCGUCUUCCUCGAUGCGGACACUUUGGUGCUGCAAAACUGUGAUGAAUUGUUCGAGAGGGAGGAAUUGUCCGCAGCUCCGGAUGUUGGAUGGCCCGAUUGCUUCAACUCCGGCGUGUUUGUCUUCCGGCCUAGCCAGGAUACCUUUGGGAAGCUGCUGGAUUUCGCCGUGAAGGCGGGCAGUUUCGAUGGAGGUGAUCAGGGCCUCUUGAAUUUGUACUUCGCAGACUGGGCGCACGGCGACAUGGGAAGACAUCUUCCAUUCUUGUACAACACUUGCUCAACGGCCACGUACUCCUAUUUGCCGGCAUUCAAGCAAUUCGGCCGGGAUGUUAAGAUUCUCCACUUCAUCGGCACGUCCAAGCCUUGGCUGCAAAACUUCGAUCCGCAGAGCAGAACUGUUCGGGCGCCGGACAAUUACUCUCACCUGGCCAGUCAUCUGCAGACCUGGUGGUCCAUCUUCUUCGAUCAAAUCCACCCACAACUGUCCAGAGACAUGAAUCAACAGAAAGAAGCGACUGCAUGGUACGAAGAACCACGCCAAGAUCCUCCUUUCCUUACCAAUUCCCAUGAUUCCCCCUCAAAUCAAACAGAACAGCCUUCAGAUGAGAUCACAAGGCAAGAGGAGAACCGCAAAAUUGAGUUCUUCGAUCCCUGGGAGGAUUACGACAAUAAUCAAGAGAUGCAAGAAGAGAUUUCUGAAGUGAAAGUAGAAGAAAAGGUGGAAGAUCCAAGUGUACUCAUAGAAGAAUUCCUGGAUAAUCAGGAAGAUGAUCAAUUACAAGAUCUUUUAGAGGAUGAUCACUUUGAAUUCCAAGAUUCUGGAGAUAUUCCAGAUAAUUCCCACGCAGAAGAGAUGAAGGAAAUCGAUACAGGACCUCAGAUGGAAAAUCUUGAGAAACCACCGCCUUGUGCGACAGUUUGUCCGACAGUUUAUCCAACUGAAGAAACGGAAGAAACUCCCAAACCCAUAAAUUCCAACUGCCCACCCCCAAGCCCACCUUCUGGCCAAUUAACUGUGGAAAAGAGUCCCCAAGAGAGAGCCAAGUCUCCAGAAAAACAGGUGAUCAGUAUUUCAGGGGCUAAUGAGGUGAAGAGCAUUAUGGAUGAGACUGGAAUUGCUGGAGCUCUGGCCAGUGUGACUCUAGGAGAGCAGAGAAGCCCAGAACAAGAGGCUCUUGAGUCCCAGAUGAGACGACAAUGCUGGGAGGCGGGCAAUAUUGACUACAUGGGCAGAGAUUCCUUCGAGAACAUCCUGAAGCGCAUUAGUGAAACAAUGGGUGAAGCUCAGGAGACAACAACUGAGGCAAAAACCGAGGAAGCGGAGGUCAAGGAAACUGUCGUUGCGGUGACGGAGGAGAAAUUAGCUCCGGGAGAGAUUGUCCGGAGCAGGGAGGAUGGCGCCGAGGAGAGGAUUAUCACGAGCGUGGGGCCAGACGGAAAGAUCACCCAAAAGGUCAUCACUAUCUUCCCGAAACAUGAGGUGGAGGAAGAAGUCGUGACUGAAGAGAUCACUGAGGGAGAGAAUGUGACUGUAACAACAACUACCACGGUCACAACGAAUGUCACUCAAUCUGAGAUUGUGGGAGUUCCCAAAGUUGCGGCUCCAACAGUCACAACAGCCACUUCGACUAAUCCAACUCCAGCCUUGGAACUCACCAAGAAACCCGAGGCAGGAAAGGAGCUCGUUGAGUUUGACGAGAAAACCAAUACAACCACAGUAACUAGAAGAAUUGAAAACGGCUACGAACAAGUUGUUACAACAGUGAUGGAAGAUGGAACCAAACGCAUCCAAACCCGAACUUUCAUGGAUGCUGAGGAAGAAGUUGAUGAGAGUGAAGAAGUUGUCGAAGAUGAAUCGAGAACUAUCAAGAAGGAAACCAACAUCACUAAAGAAACCAGGAAAGUCGCUUCAGAGGAACAAUCAGUCGAACAAACAACGAAGAAUGUUGAGACAACUCAGAAGAAGGAGAUUAUUGAAGAGGAGUUUGUGGUCACUGAAGCAAUGAAGAAACUGAAGACUGGAGAAGUCAUAACAAUUGUUGAUGAGAAAACUAAGACCACAACACUAAUCAAGAGAAUUGAAAAUGGCUACGAAAGAACAAUUACUAGGGUUUUUGAGGAUGGCACAUCCAAGAGUAGCACCAAAACUAUUUUCGACACUGUUCAGAUCACUAAAGAACCACAAAGUCCGACUAAGCCAACAUCAGAGACUCCAACGCAGGAAACAACUCAAGACACAGAGGAUUUUGUCGUCACUGAGGAGAUGAAGAAGUUGACAACGGGUCAGGAGAUCGUGAAGAAAAACAAGAAAACCAACACAACAACUGUUAUCAAGAGAAUUGAAAAUGGAUAUGAGAAAACUGUAACUGUAAUCUUUAAUGACGGUUCAAUGAAAUCACAAACGAAAGUAAUCUAUGAUCCAACUGAAGUCGUUGAGGAGACGAAGCAAGUUACGCCAAUAGUUCCAGCUACUCCUGGACCUCUUCCCAUAACCAAGACUACUGAAACAACAAGUGAUGCUACGAAAACUGUCGAGAAGACAGUGGAAAGCUCUAAGCAAACUACCAUCCAAGAGCAAGUCACUCAAGUUGUCGAUGAAGAAGCCUUGAAUAAACUGAAGGAAGAGAUUUCUAAGAUCGAAACUCAGGAGAUAGUCAUAACGGAGGCAAUGAAAAAAUUGAAAGUUGGAGAGGAAAUCGUUGAAGUUAUUGAAAGAAUACACGUUACAAUAAUCACGAAGAGGAUUGAAAAUGGAUAUGAGAGAGUCACAAAUUCGAUCCUGACUGAUGGAACAAAGAGGACACAUAAGAAGACCACUUUUGAUCCCGUCCCAGUCCCACCACCAGCUGCUGCUCCUCAAGUGCCUGAGACACCCAAAGCUCCAGAAGUUGCUAAACCUCAGGAACCUGUAAAACCCCAGGAAGCUCCUAAACCCCAGGAGGCUCCGAAGCCUGUACAAAAGCUUGAAGCUGUGGAUGCAAAGACCACGCAGCAGCAGACUUCAACAACAACUGUGGAAGAAACCAGCAAGAAAGUAGCGACUCAAGAGACCGUCCAGAAAGUUCAAAAUGUUCAACAGACCACCACAACCACCAAUCCUCAGCCUAAUCCUCCACCGGAGCCUAAAAUUAAGGUUGAGAAAACCGUGAAGACGUACGAAACGGAGGAAGAAUUCGUUCCAUCGGAAGCUAUGAAGAAUCUUAAAGUUGGAGAAGAACUCACUGAAGUUGAUGAAGUCACGAAAACUACAAUUGUUACGAAGAGAACAGAUGAUGGCUAUGAGCAAUUGAUCACAACGGUUUUGGGAGAUGGAACGAAGAAAACAUACAUGAAGACCUUCUAUGAUGCUGAAGAGAUUGUCGAGGAGACCGAGGAGUAUGAGGAAGAAGAGGAAACCAAGACGACCAAGAAGAAGAAGAAGCAGACUCAGAAGAAGACGACAGAACCAACUGUGUCAGAUCCUAGCAAAGUACUGGCAGUUUGUCCAACGAAGCAAGAAGUCUCUAUUGUAAAUGAUCCUAACAUUGCUAUGAAGAGGGUCGUUCGUCAUGGUGAGGAAGAGAUUCAGAUGGAAGAAGAGGAGGAGGAUGAAAACGAUCCGACGCAGAAGACCAAGAGGGCAGUUCAGGAGUCCAGAAAAGCCAAGGUGGCACUCGAGGAGUCGCAGAAAACCGAAGGAGCUACUCAGACUCUAACCACAACGGCCUCGACAGACGCUUCGGAGAAGAAGUCCGAGAUGAUCACUUCAAAUGUGGGAGGAGUUAAUGCUGAUGUUAGGACAACGUCUGAGUCUACUCAAUCCACCAAGACGACAACGUCCACUUCUGUGACGCCUGCACAGGGACCGGGUCAAGGCACCGUGACCGUGACCACAAUGCGAACGGAGAAGAGUUCACAGAGGAAGCAAAGCUCCUCGGCUAUUGCCAGUGUGGGAUCCACCACUCUGGAGGCCAUUGCAGCGCCACAGCCGCCGCCGCGCAAGAAGGAGAACAAGAAGGGUGGCAAGGGCAAGUAAGGCUUACGCACCUCGACAUCGGAACAUCGCAUCUAGUCUUCACUCUGCGUCCACCUCCAGCUAUUUGCCUUAACGUGUGACUUUUUUGCACUUUGUCUAUGUGGAGUUUUUAUUUUUCAAAUAAAACAAAAAAUUCGUGUCUUUUUCAACAAGUAAAUCAUAUAAAGCGAGAAAAUUUCUACUUCAAAAUGGCCAUAACUGCCAAAUUCUGCAAAUUCCACAUUAUCGUCGUUAUCAAAAAAAGAAAUUCUUAAGAAAAAAAAUUAUCAAAAAACCAGUGGAGUGCUUUAUUUCCUUUAUUUGUAUGUAUAUUGUUG